This is a messenger RNA of Octopus bimaculoides (California two-spot octopus), 1998 nucleotides long. RefSeq names its product NEDD8-activating enzyme E1 regulatory subunit. NCBI's taxonomy places the organism in Eukaryota, Metazoa, Mollusca, Cephalopoda, Octopoda, Octopodidae. Gene Ontology annotation, molecular function: NEDD8 activating enzyme activity. Gene Ontology annotation, biological process: protein neddylation. The record is from RefSeq and is a predicted model, not a curated record. Gene Ontology annotation, cellular component: cytoplasm.
UGUAUGACAAAUGUGACUUCGUUUGUUUUGAGAGAGGAACAUUUUGAAAUCUUCUGAAAAUGGCAACAACGACGGCGGCCAGCCCUACCUCUGAUAAUAAAGUCAAUGUGAACAGAUAUGAUCGUCAGCUACGGUUAUGGGGUGACCAUGGCCAAGCAUGUUUAGAAAAUGCUAAAGUUUGUCUUAUUAAUGCAACUGCUACUGGAACAGAAAUUCUGAAAAACCUUGUUUUACCAGGAAUUGGUUCUUUCACCAUAGUUGAUGGAGACAAAGUCACUGGCGCUGAUGUCGGCAACAACUUCUUCCUUGCUAAAGACACAAUUGGCCAGUCUCGUGCACAUGUAGCAACAGAUCUGUUGAUGGAACUAAAUGAAGAGGUCAGCGGGGAUUAUGUGGAAGAGUCACCAGAAAAGCUUUUGGAGAGUAAUCCAGAAUUUUUUAACCGCUUUACUCUUGUUGUUGCAACAAAUCUACAUGAAAAGCCACUCUUGCAGCUUGCGACUCACCUCCGAGAAGCUGAUAUCCCCCUCUUAAUCUGUCGAUCCUAUGGUUUUAUAGGUUAUGCUCGGAUUGUUGUGGCAGAUCACACAAUUAUUGAAUCCCAUCCUGAUAAUUCUCAUGAAGAUCUUCGACUGGACUGUCCAUUCCCAGGGCUGAUUGAUUUCUGUGAUAAGUUAAAUUUGAAUGACAUGGAAAAAAAAGAACACAGUCAUGUACCUUGGUUGGUCAUAAUAUAUAAAUAUUUGCAGAAAUGGAAAGACGAGCAUAAUGGUGAACCACCUAAAAAUUACAAAGAGAAAACCCUUAUGAAAGAAAUGAUCAAAAGUGGUGUUUUAAGAAAUGAAAAUGGAAAUCCCGAAGAGGAGCAAAAUUUUGAUGAGGCAGUUGAAAACUUGAACACAUCCUUAGUGAGAACUCAUAUUCCUGAAACUGUACAGAAGAUUUUCAAUGAUCCAUCUUGCACACAGAUGCAUGCUGAUAGCAAAAACUUCUGGAUCAUGUUGCAUGCCAUGAAAGAAUUCACUGAGAACGAAGGCAAAAAUACUCUACCACUGAGAGGUACGAUUCCUGAUAUGACAGCAGAUUCUAACCGUUACAUUCAGUUGCAGAAUAUCUACAGAGAGCAAGCACAUAAAGACGUUACUAAUGUCCUCCAUCGUGUCCAGAACAUUCUGCAGAAAAUUGGAAAGCCAUAUUGCAGCAUCACUGAACAAGAUGUAAAAUUAUUUUGUAAAAAUGGAAGCUUUUUACGAGUGAUUCACUGCAGAAGUUUGGCAGAAGAAUAUGAUCCCAAAAGUGCACGGAUUCAAGAACUGGGACUCCAGCUGGGAGAUGAAGAAGACAGUGAUAUUGUGUUUUAUCUCAUGUUGCGAGCUGCUGAACGUUUCUUUGAAGAGUACAGCCGCUACCCAGGCUGGUAUGAUGAUCAAGUAGAAGGGGAUGUUUUUAAAUUAAAGACACAUGUUAGCAAGCUCCUCAUGGAAUUAGGCCUCUCUUCUACUUUAAUCAAAGAUGAUUAUAUUCAUGAAAUGUGUCGCUACGGUGCAUCAGAGCUGCAUUCUAUUGCUGCAUACAUGGGUGGAGUAAUGUCUCAAGAAGCCAUCAAAAUAAUUACUGGACAAUUUGUGCCUUUCAAUAAUACCCUGGUAUACAAUGCUAUGAAACAGUGUACCACCACACUAGAGUUAUGAGUUAUUACCAGUAUCAGGUCUGAAUAAUAUUACACACACAUACACGUAUAUACACACUACCAGCUUUAAACAUCAUACAGUACAAAGAAAAAAUGUUUAAAAUACACAAAAUUUGGAAUAUUUAAAGCCAGAGCUUUUUAGUACAAUGCAACUAUUUUGAAAGGUGAUACAUAUGUGAACUCAAUCAGGUUAUUCUUACUAAAUUAAAAAUAUAUUUUUAAGUUGAUUAUUAAUGUUGAUAUAAACUCACAUACAUACACACAUACAAACAUUAAAACUAUCAACUAGUUUAUGAAUUACUAUGUAA